UCUUUCAGAAGGACACACAGUCCAUUAAAAAUAUAGCAAAAGAAAUGAAUAAUUGUACUCGGGACAUAUAACAGACACAUAACAGACAACGUCAAAAGAACCACCUUAUAUCAAAUAGCUGACUGGAAGUGAGGCUGGGAGAAUGGAAAUACACCACAGCAGCAGGCAAGUUUUGUCUCCUUUAUUAUAUCUUUGCAUGUCUGUAGCAAUGUGUGAGUCUUUCCGCUAUUCAGUGCCAGAGGAAAAGAAAAACGGAUUUCUGGUGGCAAAUGUGCUAAAAGAUUUGAGCGUGGAUGCAAAGGAGCUGUCUGCUCGGAGAGCCCACCUAGUUUCUAAGAGCUCCAAGCAGUAUUUUCAGCUGGAUCCUCAUUCUGGGGAUGUGAUAAUAAAGGAUAGAAUAGAUCGAGAGUCCCUGUGUGGUCAGAAUGAACCUUGUGUUCUACUCUCUGAAAUUGUGCUGGAAGAUCCAUUACAGCUACACAGAAUUGAAAUUCAGAUAGAGGAUGUGAAUGAUAAUUCCCCAAAAUUCUCUAAAAAUCAAUUCCAUCUUGAAAUACCUGAGCAGACUCCUGUGGAUAUCAGAUUUCCUUUGGAAAGAGCAGAAGAUACAGACAAAGGAGAAAAUGCUGUUCAGAACUACACCCUUAGUCCUAAUGAACAUUUUAGGCUGGAUGUGCAAAGUCACAGCGAUGGCAGCAAAUACGCAGAACUGGUGUUAGAGAAACCGCUGGACCGUGAGGUGAAUCCACAGAUUUCCCUUAUUCUGUCUGCUGUUGAUGGAGGGAUCCCAAAAAGAACUGGGACAGCACAAAUUAUUAUUGAUGUUCUGGAUAACAAUGAUAAUCUUCCUCAAUUUGAACAAUCUGUGUACAAAGUGAGACUAAUGGAAAACAGCCCAUUGGAUACACCGGUUGUAAAAGUGGAAGCCACUGACAGGGAUAUUGGUGCUAAUGCUCGCAUCACUUACUAUUUCAGCCAAGUGUCAGAAAAUGUGUUGAGAAUCUUCAAGUUAAAUAAACACACCGGGGAACUUACAACUGCAGCAACAAUUGAUUAUGAAGAAAGCACAAAUUAUGAGAUGAAAAUAAGAGCCACAGAUGGAGGGGGACUUUCUGCUUACUGUAAAGUCUUUGUAGAGAUUGAGGAUGAGAACGACAAUGCUCCAGAGAUUACCAUCACAUCCAUCAAAAGUCUCUUACCUGAGGAUUCUCCCCCAGACACAGUGGUGGCCCUCUUUAGUGUCACAGACGUGGACUCUGGAGAAAGUGGCAGAACUGCCUGCACCACUGAAGUAAACCUGCCAUUUGUACUCAAACCCACAGAGAACAACUAUUACCAGCUGGUGACCCAACAGCCACUGGACAGAGAAAAAGUCAGUGAAUAUAACAUUACUAUCACAGCCACGGACAGAGGCUCCCCCAGACUCACUUCCACAAGAAUACUUCAUGUUCAAAUCUCAGAUGUCAAUGACAACCCUCCAGUGUUUGAAAAGCCAUUCCAUGAAAUGCAGUUAAGAGAAAACAAUAUUCCUGGUCUUCUGAUCGGUUUCAUCCAUGCUGUUGAUCUGGACACAGCGCAGAAUGCCAAAGUGACCUACUCGCUUUUGCCUGGGAAGGUCAAUGAUGGCCCCACAUCCUCUUACAUCUCCAUCAACUCUGAAACGGGGAACCUGUAUGCCAUUCGGUCUCUGGAUUAUGAGGAGGUAAGAGAUUUCCAUGUGACGGUGAGGGCUGUGGAUUCAGGCUCCCCUCCACUGAGCUCAGAGGUUAUGAUCCGUGUUCAGGUUGUGGAUGAAAAUGACAAUGCCCCCUUCAUCCUCUACCCUCUCCAGAAUGGCACUUCCCCCUCGAAUGACCUGGUUCCCCGAGGGGCAGAGACUGGCUACCUGGUCACCAAGGUGGUGGCUGUGGACAGGGAUUCUGCUCAGAACUCUUGGCUUUCCUAUCAGCUGCUGAAGGCCACAGAACCGGGUCUGUUCACGGUGGGGGCCCAGAAUGGAGAAGUGACCACCCUGAGGCCAGUCAGUAACCGAGACAGCUUCAAGCAGAAUCUGGUUGUGGUCGUUCGAGACAAUGGACAUCCUCCCCAGUCCACCUCUGCCACGCUCAGAAUCCUUCUAGUGGACGGCUUCUCUGACCCUUAUCUGAAAAGUGUGGCUCUCCCAAAGGAGGAAACUGUGGAGGAGGAAGACCCCAACCUGACUAUGUAUUUGAUCAUCUGCUUGGCUGCCAUCUCAAGUAUUUUUCUCAUUUCUGUAGUGGCGUUUAUUGUAAUCAAGUUGCAGAAACGUGAAAAGUUCAUAACAACCUACAACUCUGCAGCCAAUUUCCCUGUGGGACCAGAUUCCCAGGAGAUCUCUGCGGAUCCUGGUGCUGGAUCUCUAUCCCAGGCUUACAACUAUGAGGUGUGCUUAGCUGGUGGGUCUCUGAACAGCGAGUUCCGGUUUCUCAGGCCCCUAUUUCCUGUUUUCUCUGUGGAGCCUCCUAACACUCAGCUGAAUCCGAGGAAUUCAAAUAAUUCUCAAGAUCUCCCCAGUCAAGUAGAGGAAUGUAAAGAUAAUAUCCAGGUAAGAAAAGUGCUUUAAUACUUUUCAUAUAGUUAUGUUCAGUUUAUCUAUUAUUUGUUCUCAACAAGUCUCUGAUUUCUAAGCCUGAAUGCAAUGAAUUCUGAGAAGUCUGGAAAUGAUCAGUGGCUUGUCCAUGGAAUACAGUCACUCUCCUUUUAAGUAUAAUAGAAAAGGACACCGGAGAAAACAACAGAAGCAUUUAGUCUGAGGAGAUACAGCUUCCUUUUUAUUAAAAGUCACUAUUGAUGGAUGAAUAAUUCAAUUUUAGUUGUUCUCAGUUUCUCAUUGUUUCAAUUUUAAGUUCAGGUCACCAUAUUUCCACAAUUUGGGGGGGGGGGCAGAGAGUUAAGACCAGACCUCACAAAAAUUCAGCAACAUUUUAGUGACAUUUCUCCUAAUAUACAUACAUUUUGCGUAUUUUCCAGGUUUUUUUUGCAAGCAAUUUCCCCUAAUAUAAUGUCUUUUUGUAUGUUAU
Molecule: messenger RNA, 3041 nt
Organism: Zootoca vivipara (common lizard)
Lineage: Eukaryota; Metazoa; Chordata; Lepidosauria; Squamata; Lacertidae
Source: RefSeq, a predicted model, not a curated record